This is a messenger RNA of Lates calcarifer (barramundi perch), 2628 nucleotides long. RefSeq names its product ATG5 autophagy related 5 homolog (S. cerevisiae) (gene atg5). The record is from RefSeq and is a predicted model, not a curated record. The coding region runs from base 182 to 1009 and encodes 275 amino acids. The transcript has 8 exons. Gene Ontology annotation, cellular component: Atg12-Atg5-Atg16 complex; cytoplasm; phagophore assembly site membrane. NCBI's taxonomy places the organism in Eukaryota, Metazoa, Chordata, Actinopteri, Centropomidae. Gene Ontology annotation, biological process: cellular response to nitrogen starvation; C-terminal protein lipidation; autophagy of mitochondrion.
AACAGGGUUUUCAGCCGUUUUUCCGGUGACAGCAGGGGAAUGACAACAUCGACAGUCACGGCCCUUCUUCCAUCCAGGCUAAGUGCAGAACAUCGACAAAAAGAAGGUGUCUCUACCUUUGGACCUCGGGGUCUGUGUUUUGGGAAUUUAUUCUUUAUGUGCCACUGGGGGCAGAAGCAGCAUGGCAGAUGACAAGGACGUGUUGAGAGACGUUUGGUUCGGCCGGAUCCCCACCUGCUUCACUUUGAACCAGGAUGAGGUUACGGAGAGAGAGGCCGAGCCCUACUAUCUGCUGUUACCCAGGGUGAGCUACCUGACUCUGGUUACAGACAAGGUGAAAAAACACUUUCUCAAAGUGAUGAAGGCCGAGGACGUGGAGGAGAUGUGGUUUGAGUAUGAAGGAACACCACUGAAAUGGCACUAUCCAAUCGGAGUUCUUUUUGACCUUCAUGCCUCCAACACUGUCUUACCCUGGAGCAUCACUGUGCACUUUAAGAAUUUUCCAGAUCGUGACCUGCUCCACUGCCCGUCCAACUCUGUGAUCGAGGCUCACUUCAUGUCCAGCAUCAAGGAGGCCGACGCCCUCAAGCACAAGAGCCAAGUAGUUAACGACAUGCAGAAGAAAGACCACAAACAGCUGUGGAUGGGCCUGCAGAAUGAUAAGUUUGACCAGUUCUGGGCCAUGAACAGGAAGCUGAUGGAGUACCCCACUGAGGAGGGAGGCUUCAGAUACAUCCCCUUCAGGAUAUACCAGGCAAUGAGCGACAGGCCGUUCAUCCAGAAGCUGUUUCGCCCUAUUUCACCUGAAGGCAACGCACACACACUUGGCAACCUGCUGAAAGAAAUGUACCCAACUGCUAUACCAAAUGAUGGUGAGCCAAAGCGUUACCAGGUGGUGAUCCACGGUAUCGAGCCGCUCCUGGAGACUCCUCUGCAGUGGCUCAGCGAACACCUCAGCCACCCCGACAACUUCCUCCAUAUCUGCGUCAUCCCCACCCCCACCGACUGAGGUCACAGCCACCCCACCAUCCUUGUCACCGUGACAGCCGACUGACCAGCCAGCUGGAUAACCCAGGAAACAGUUGGGCUUAACGGUGGAAACUCUGAACUAACAGACUCUUUAAUGAGAGGGAGAUCGGAAUCUUGUCCAUAAAGAUGGAAAAAUGGGAUGUGAAGGAGGUAUUUCACGAACCUCCUUUUCCAUCUUGUUUAUUUCUACUCCUACUACCACUACUACUCCUCUCCGAAAACUUGUUUUUUAGGACACAAGGAUGAAAGCAUCUUCUCUUCUUCCUCUGCUCCCAAAAGAGGAAGAAGAUUUCUUCUGGUAAAGAGAUGGCUGACUGAGCAGAGGACAUCUAAUUUUCUACUCUGCUGUCUUGCAUCUUCACCUCCUUCUCCUCCUCUAGUUAGCAACAGGAAGAGAGGAGGUGAACCGAUCCCUUGUUUUCUCCAUCUUGGUGUACACCUUUCAGACUGUCCUGUGGACAGGGAGACAAGUUUGUUUGGGGAUUGGGGAGCUGGUGUAUCCUGUCCUGCUGAAGCUGCCUUAGUUACUACGGUUAUGCAUUUUUAUCAUUAACAUUCUCAUCGUCUCUGUCACUCUUGAGUUUAUAUCAGAGUCUGGAAUUAUGUUCAGCUCCAUGAAUUUCUGGUGAUUUUUAGGCAUUUUACAGAGGAUUUCCUCUCGGGUAGAUUGCCUGGAUUAACAGUUUUAUUGUCGUCGUUUUGCUUCAUUUGACAAAGUGAGCUUGAAUAAGAAAAGGAGAAGCUAUUUUUGAGCUCUGAGGGCAGUGACUGACACAUUUCAUUUCACUCCAGUGAUCCCAGCACACACAGGAGCUGUUUGUGUCCGAGCAGACAAAUCUACAUGUCUACAUGCCAUCAUUUGUCAUGUUGAAUUAGCAUUAAAUUGCAGCUUUAACUGACUAACAGUGUAACUUCUUCAUUUUUCAUCUACAUCUUUAAGAGAAAUUCCUGUUUCAUACAACUUCUUUUAAUUUUUUCGUUUAAAUAUUACAUGGUCCUCAGUAGGUGAUGGGAUUUUGCAACAAUCAAAACCAAGUGGAUAAACUAAAAAUGACACGGUGUUUACACUGAAAACAAGGCUGCACUUUUCUGUUCUUAAGUUGAUUUAUUGUCUCUGCAGAAGACAAAUGGAGAUAAGAGAUUUUCACAGGGUAACUAGGUAUUUAUGAAGCAAAGCAUUUUGUGCAGGGUUCAUGGUCACACAUGUUUUCAAUAGCAGGUGUUGAUUUCUCUCCAUCAGUACAACACCAUGUAGCUGCUUUACUGUCUGUUUUUGUCAGAUUUGGCUCGAGCAUCUUUGUCUGCUGCCAAACUUAAAUGAGCAUCUGGUUUUGUUUCAUUUUAAGAACUCAGUUUAGAUAACGAGACGUCAGGAGCAUUUAGCAUUAAGUCUUUUGACAGAGCACUAACUUUGGUUGAGGGCUGCCUAGAUCAGAUUACUUGGCUGGACCACAACUAAUCACAUUUUUAAAGAAAGGUUUGCAUCUUGUCUUUUUUUGGUUCCAUUUUUCACAUCUGUUCAUACUGAAAUGAAAUUACACUUAAAGCAUUCAGCUGUCAUCCAGAGUGACUUAAAAUAAAAGUGAGCUGAUUGAAAUA